Ananas comosus (pineapple) is the source of this 3009-nucleotide messenger RNA. RefSeq names its product HSP-interacting protein. The record is from RefSeq and is a predicted model, not a curated record. Gene Ontology annotation, molecular function: protein binding. NCBI's taxonomy places the organism in Eukaryota, Viridiplantae, Streptophyta, Magnoliopsida, Poales, Bromeliaceae.
GGCUGGCUGGCUGGCUGGGCCUUGAAUCUCCAUCGAGCGUUCGCAAUCUUCCCGAACUUAUCGAACCGAACGUUCUCGAUUCCGGUCCACUGCCCCCACCUCUAUCCCUCUCCCUCCUCUCAUAGGUAAGUCAUUUGCACUUACGAACUAGGGUUCCGCUCUCUCUCUCUCUCCCAUUUCAACAAACACCUCGCGAUCGGUGUUCACUCUCUCCCGCCUCUACCUUCACUGCAUACCAUGGGAAAAUCCAGCGCCAGGAAGAAGAAGAACGCCAACGCCAUCGCCAACGCCAACGCCAACGCCAACUCUAACAACACCGCCGACGCCGCGACAAAAACUACAACUAGUACUAGUGGUAGUGAUAACGAGACGGGCCAGAGGGCGGUGCCUCCUGCGGCGGCGGCGGCGGCGGCGGCGGCGGCGGCGAAUGGUGGUGCGGCGGCGAUGGAGGCGUCGGUGCUGGUGCGGCGGGCGCAGGAGCUGAAGGAGGAGGGGAACCGGCUGUUCCAGGCAAGGGACUACGAGGGGGCGCUGCGGCAGUACGAGCAGGCGCUGAAGCUGACGCCGCGGGGCCACCCGGACCGCGCGGUCUUCCACAGCAACCGCGCCGCCUGCCUGAUGCAGAUGCGGCCCGUCGACCACGAGGCCGUCGCCGCCGAGUGCUCCCUCGCCCUGCAGGCCCAGCCCCGCUUCCCCCGCGCCCUCCUCCGCCGCGCCCGCGCCCUCGAGGCCCUCCGCCGCUCCGACCUCGCCCUCCAGGACGUCCGCGCCCUCCUCGCCCUCGACCCCGACCACCGCGACGCCCUCGACUCCUCCGCCGCUCUCCCCCUCCCCCUCCCCCUCUCCCCCAGCCGCCCCCCCGCCGCCCUCGGCGCCUCCGCCCUCGGCGCUUCCGCCCCCGCCAUCGCCGGCCUCGGCCCCCCUCCCCGCCCGCCCAUCCCCAAGAAACCAACCCCCACCCCCAAGUCCCCUCCUCCCCCUCCUCCUCAAAAUGCUACUACAAAUAUUUCUCACAUGAAGUCCGAUCCGUUGCCGGCCAUCUCCAAGUCCGCAGCUGGCGCUUCGCUGCCGAACGGCCCGGCAGCGGUGAAAUUGAGCGCCGACAAGAAGCCGCCGCUGCCGUCGUCUUCGGCUGCGCGGCAGUGGCGGCGGCGGCCGCUUAAGCUUGUAUACGAUCACGAUAUACGGCUGUCCGAGAUGCCGGCGAAUUGUGGCUUCAGGGCGCUCAGGGAGGUCGUGGCGACGCGGUUCCCGUCGUCUAAGUCGGUGCUGAUUAAGUACCGGGAUGGCGACGGCGACCUUGUUACCAUUACCAGCACUGCAGAGCUGAGGCUGGCGGAGUCGUGCCUCGAUCAACUCGCUGCCUCGAAAGAGGGGAAGGAGGAUGGAGACGAGGCGAAGGAGAAGCUUCGGCUGCUGAGGCUUCAUAUUGUGGAGGUGAGCCCGGAGCAGGAGCCCCCAUUGCCGGAGGAAGAAGAAGAAGAACAACAACAACAACACGAAGAAGAUCAAGAACCAGCACAAGAGGAGGAGAAGCAGGACGAGGACGAUGGGUUGGUUAAGGGGGACGACAGCCUGUCCCAUUCUUCGGCGGCAGAGUCCUUGUCAGAAGCCGUGGAGAAUGGUGUCGGGAAGGCCGGUGCGGAUGGAAAGGCGGCAGAAGAGAAGUCCGCAUCCGGAAAGAAGGAAUGCGAUCAUCCAGAGUGUAAGGAGGUCGAGAUCGAUGAUUGGCUGUUCGAGUUUGCGCAGCUGUUCCGCAACCAGGUCGGUAUCGACCCGGAUGCCCACGUUGACUUGCAUGAGCUUGGAAUGGAGCUCUGCUCCGAGGCUCUUGAGGAGACCGUGACGAGCGAAGAGGCUCAAUCCCUUUUUGAGAUGGCGGCGUCCAAGUUCCAGGAGGUGGCCGCAUUGGCCUUCUUUAAUUGGGGCAACGUGCACAUGUGCGCUGCGAGGAAACGCAUCCCACUCGAUGACUCUUCCCCUAAGGAAGUCAUGGCGGCUCAACUCCGCACCGCUUAUGAUUGGGUGAGAGAGAAGUACUCUCUUGCGAGGGAAAAGUAUGAGGAGGCCCUCCGAAUCAAGCCGGACUUUUAUGAAGGAUUGCUUGCACUGGGGCAGCAGAAUUUUGAGACAGCAAAGCUGCAUUGGUCGUUCGCACUUGCCGACAAGGCCGAUUUGUCGUCGUGGGAUUAUUCGGAAACCAUAAAGCUUUUUGAUAGUGCGGAGGAGAAGAUGAAGGCGGCAACCGAGAUGUGGGAGAAAGUGGAAGAGCAGAGGGUGGCGGAGCUCAAGAACCCUGGGAUAAGCAAGAAGGAUGAGAUUCAGAAGAAAAGGAAGAAGCAAGGGGCUGCGGCUGCAGAUGGUCCGGAAGAGUUGACUGCUGAAGAGGCGGCGGAGCAGGCGGCGGCCAUGAGAUCACAGAUUCAUCUCUUCUGGGGUAACAUGCUUUUUGAGCGCUCGCAAGUGGAAUUCAAGCUCGGAGUUGGUGAUUGGAGGAAGAAUCUUGAUGCUGCGAUUGAGAGGUUCAAGCUAGCUGGAGCCUCAGAAGCAGACAUUUCUAUGGUUCUCAAGAACCAUUCAUCUAAUGCGGGUGUAGCAGAGCCAGAUGAAAAGAAAGCGGCGAGUGUUGAUUCCGAAAAAAUUUCAGAUGAUGAAGUUAAGCAUCUAGUUGAGAGCUGAAUUUGAUUUUAUUUUUCCACUUUGGACAGUGGAAGGGAUGUUCCUAGGGUGCGAUCGACCUGCUAAGUGUGGACGAAUGAACUUCCAAUCUAAAGUCCUGCAAUUCUGAGAGCCCUUGCUAGGUUUCUGGUGCUGCACCAUAGAUUUUUGUGCUUUAGACCUGUGCUCUCCUUUUUCAGAAGCACUUUGCUGAUUUAUUAGCCCAGGUGUGUAUUUCCUAAACCUUUCAUUGGGCAAGUAUGAAAUGAUAACUGAGAUGAACUUAUAUCAGUAUGCUGAUGUAUUUUACAAUCUCUAGUCUUAAUGUAUGCUUUGCCAAUUUUCUCUAAA